AUGGCGGCUAGCAAGGCGUCCCGCAUUGGGGAAGAAACGCGGAUCGACAAGGUGAACGCCGAGCUAGUCACCUUGACGUACGGAACCAUCGUCGCGCAGCUAUGUAAGGAUUUCGAAGAUGACUAUCCCGAGGUCAACCGACAGCUCGACAAGAUGGGCUACAACAUUGGGUUGCGGCUCAUUGAGGAUUACUUGGCCAAGUCGAACACAAUGAAGCGCUGCUCCAACUUUCGCGAAACGGCAGACAUGAUCUCGAGGGUGGGCUUCAAAAUCUUCCUCAACAUUACACCGCAAGUGACGAACUGGACGGCCGACAACAACUCCUUUUCUCUGGUAUUUGAUGAAAACCCCUUUGCCGACUUUGUCGAGCUGCCAGACGAUGGAAGGGCGCAAAACGAGCUGUGGUACUCCAACAUCCUCUGUGGGGUCUUGAGAGGCGCCCUGGAGAUGGUUCAGAUGCAGGUGGAGGCGCACUUUAUCAGCGACGUCCUCAGAGGCAACGACACUACGGAGAUGCGGGUGACCCUGAUACGAUACAUUGACGACGAGUUGCCGCCGGAAGACGACUGA
Molecule: messenger RNA, 570 nt
Organism: Trichoderma reesei QM6a
Lineage: Eukaryota; Fungi; Ascomycota; Sordariomycetes; Hypocreales; Hypocreaceae
Exons: 3
Coding region: 1-570 (189 amino acids)
Biological process (GO): intra-Golgi vesicle-mediated transport; endoplasmic reticulum to Golgi vesicle-mediated transport
Cellular component (GO): cis-Golgi network membrane; TRAPP complex; cytosol
Source: RefSeq, a predicted model, not a curated record